AUGGCGAAUGCCACGGCGAUCUCCAAAGUAACCAAGAACAGCCUGAUCGUGGCCUCCUGGGACCCGAUGCUCCACUUGAACGAGCAGCCUACGCCAUCUUGUCUGACGAGGGUGACGCGGGACAUCGCGGAGAUCAAGGCCGACCCGCUGCCAGGGAUCUUCAUCUUUCCCGAAGAGAGCGACCUCACCAGGAUCCACGCCAUCGUGGUGGGACCCGAGGGAACCCCGUACGAGGGCGGGUUCUUCCACUUCUUCAUGAAGUGUCCCCCGAACUACCCGGUUGUUCCACCACGUGUGCGCAUCAUGACCACGGACGCCGGUAGAGUGCGCUUCAACCCGAACCUCUACGCGUGCGGAAAGGUGUGUCUCAGCAUUCUCGGCACUUGGCCAGGACCCGCGUGGAGCCCAGUCCAGAACAUCGGCACCGUCCUCAUCUCCAUACAGUCGCUUAUGAACAAGGAGCCCUUCUACAACGAGCCGGGUAUGCCGACCAUGCCGGUCUUAUCCACAAGGUACAGCGACAGAGUGCGGCACGACACCGUCAGGGUGGCCAUAUGCGACGCCGUGGAGGCGUGUCUUCAGGAUCAACCACCCUACCCGCAGUACCUGGUCGACGCGGUCCUGAAGACGUUCGCAGACUCGUACGACAAGUACGAAGGGAUGGUCAAAGCCCAGGUCCAACUCAACAGUUCCUGGCGGCUGUCGCAGAUGCUAGGCUUGAGAGCUUCGUACGAGUACGAGCCGUUGCUGGCGCGGCUACGACAACUCGGUCAGCGUGUCAAGGAGAAGAUGGCAGAGGAUGGCGCUGCUGAAGCAGACGAGCAAUGA
Rhipicephalus sanguineus (brown dog tick) is the source of this 828-nucleotide messenger RNA. Its product is annotated as ubiquitin-conjugating enzyme E2 Z. Gene Ontology annotation, molecular function: ubiquitin conjugating enzyme activity; cysteine-type endopeptidase inhibitor activity. The transcript has 2 exons. Gene Ontology annotation, biological process: negative regulation of apoptotic process. NCBI's taxonomy places the organism in Eukaryota, Metazoa, Arthropoda, Arachnida, Ixodida, Ixodidae. The coding region runs from base 1 to 828 and encodes 275 amino acids. The record is from RefSeq and is a predicted model, not a curated record. Gene Ontology annotation, cellular component: nucleus.